AUGGCAAAUUUUGAAAGAAGCGGUACUGAUGCAUACGCUGAUCUGGACAAUCAAAAAAUUUCUGAAGAAGGCCAUGGAAACGAAAAUGACGUCGUACUGUCUAAUGAAAGUUUAAUUGAGAAGCCACCAGAUGGAACUGUUGUUGAUUUAAUGGAGAAUGCCCAAGAAAACGCAGAUAUGGAAGUUAAAAAUAAUACUAAAGAAAAUGACAUUUUUUUUAGCGAGGCAAGCAUAAAUGAAAAUGAAAGUGGAGAAAAACCAUGUUUCAAAAGAAGAACUAAACUAAAAAGCUUUCUGGCUAGGAUUUUGAAAAGAAGGAGAAUUAAAUGGUGA
Molecule: messenger RNA, 333 nt
Organism: Ceutorhynchus assimilis (cabbage seed weevil)
Lineage: Eukaryota; Metazoa; Arthropoda; Insecta; Coleoptera; Curculionidae
Source: the annotation of a GenBank genome assembly